UCCCCUUUGUGCUGGAGAAGAUGGCGGCGCGGGCGGGAUUCCAGUCGGUUACUCCCAGCGGCGGCGGCGGUGGGGCCGCUGCUGGGGCCGGCGCGCUGGGUCCGGGCACGCCGGGCGGGCCGGUGCGCAUGGGCCCGGCUCCGGGACAGGGCCUGUACCGCUCGCCGCUGCCGGGAGCCGCCUACCCGCGCCCCGGAAUGCUACCGGGCAGCCGGCUGGCGCCGCAGGGCCCCGCCAUGGGGCCGCCCGGUUACGGCGGGAGCCCGGCGGUGCGGCCCGGGAUGGCGCAGGCCAGCCUGGACCAGGCCCGCAAGCGGCCGGCGCCGCAGCAGCUCCAGCAGGUGCAGCCGCAGGCCGUGCCCAACCGCAACCACAAGCCCCGCGGGGAGAUGCUGGGUUUCGGGGUGCAGGCAGGGCCCCCUGGAAUCGGAGGCGCUAAGAAGAAGAAGAUGGCUGACAAAAUUCUACCUCAGAGGAUUCGUGAACUCGUACCCGAGUCUCAGGCCUAUAUGGACUUGCUGGCUUUCGAAAGAAAACUGGACCAGACGAUCAUGCGGAAACGCUUGGAUAUCCAGGAGGCUUUGAAGCGACCCAUUAAGCAAAAACGAAAGCUACGUAUUUUUAUCUCCAAUACCUUCAAUCCAGCCAAGUCUGAUGCGGAGGAUGGUGAAGGGACAGUUGCCUCCUGGGAGCUCCGGGUGGAAGGACGGCUGUUGGAAGACUCUGCUUUGUCCAAAUACGAUGCCACCAAGCAGAAAAGAAAGUUCUCAUCCUUCUUUAAAUCUCUGGUCAUUGAACUUGAUAAAGACCUGUAUGGCCCUGACAAUCACCUGGUAGAGUGGCACAGGACUGCGACGACUCAGGAGACGGACGGCUUCCAGGUGAAGAGGCCGGGAGAUGUAAACGUGCGCUGUACUGUCCUUCUGAUGCUGGAUUACCAGCCUCCCCAGUUCAAACUGGAUCCCCGCUUGGCUCGUCUCUUGGGGAUUCACACUCAGACGCGCCCGGUGAUCAUCCAGGCGUUGUGGCAAUACAUCAAGACUCACAAGCUGCAGGACCCCCACGAGCGGGAGUAUGUCAUCUGUGACAAAUACCUCCAGCAGAUAUUUGAAUCUCAGCGGAUGAAGUUCUCUGAGAUCCCCCAAAGGCUUCACGCGUUGCUUAUGCCCCCGGAGCCGAUCAUCAUUAAUCACGUGAUCAGUGUUGACCCAAACGACCAGAAGAAAACAGCCUGCUAUGACAUCGACGUGGAGGUGGACGAUACCUUGAAAACUCAGAUGAAUUCCUUCCUGCUGUCCACAGCCAGCCAGCAGGAGAUCGCGGCGCUGGAUAACAAGAUUCAUGAAACAAUAGAGACAAUUAACCAGCUGAAGACACAGCGUGAGUUCAUGCUGAGCUUUGCCCGAGAUCCUCAGGGCUUCAUCAACGACUGGCUACAGUCCCAGUGCCGGGAUUUAAAGACAAUGACUGAUGUGGUUGGGAAUCCUGAAGAGGAGCGUAGAGCUGAGUUCUACUUCCAGCCAUGGGCUCAGGAAGCCGUGUGCCGAUACUUCUACUCCAAGGUGCAGCAAAGACGGCAGGAACUGGAGCAGGCCCUGGGAAUCCGUAACACAUAGGCUGCUCCGCUCCUCCCCAGCCAGAAGGCAGCACAGCUAUUUUUGGCGACGGAGAGCUGCAGAGUACGCCGUUAAGGCUCACAUAAACCCACUCCGGCAGCGAGGCCCACGUCAUUAUUCAUCCUGGCAUUGUCCCUCUUGGGGCAGCUCCAGGACAGCUGGGGUCUUCUGGGGUUGUGACAAGCAGCCGGGCUCCGCUGA
This is a messenger RNA of Falco peregrinus (peregrine falcon), 1817 nucleotides long. RefSeq names its product SWI/SNF related, matrix associated, actin dependent regulator of chromatin, subfamily d, member 1 (gene SMARCD1). The transcript has 14 exons. Gene Ontology annotation, cellular component: nucleus; SWI/SNF complex. Lineage: Eukaryota; Metazoa; Chordata; Aves; Falconiformes; Falconidae. The record is from RefSeq and is a predicted model, not a curated record. Bases 21 to 1616 code for a protein of 531 amino acids. Gene Ontology annotation, biological process: regulation of transcription by RNA polymerase II.